CACACACAAGGCUCCAUCUUGGCAGCUCUUUACCAUUGCAAUAGAACAGCGUCAGUAUAUAUUCUGUUCAGAUAAAUAAUAACAAUAAAAAAAGAUAGGAUACAAAAGACUCUCUGUUGUAAUGUACAGUAAUCCGGCAGGCGUUAUUCACGCGCACUGAGAGAACGACGACCAGAAUGCGUUACAGACACCGACUGGUCAUGAAGACUGUUUAACGACCUCUUGCACUAUCAGCGCUACUGGAUCGGAUCUGUGGAAAAACAACAGCUACCAUAUUGAAAUGGCUUGCUGCAAUUUGAAGGUGCUUUUCAUAUUGCUCAUCAUCUGUCUAUGGAUGGACGGAGGAUUCACCAAAGAAAAGUCGACAAAGAAGGGAAAGAAGAAAGGAAAACAGGUUUACUGUCCUUCGCAACUGUCAUCAGAGGACCUGGCACGGGUUCCGGCAAAUUCUACCAGUAACAUCCUUAACAGGCUUUUGAUCACCUAUGACCCUAGAAUUCGGCCCAACUUCAAAGGGAUUCCUGUUGAAGACCGUGUAAACAUAUUCAUCAACAGCUUUGGGUCCAUCCAAGAGACCACUAUGGACUAUCGUGUAAACAUCUUCUUGAGACAGCGCUGGAACGACCCCAGACUCCGACUUCCUCAAGACUUCAAGUCUGACUCACUGACCGUGGACCCAAAGAUGUUCAAAUGCCUGUGGAAACCAGACCUUUUCUUUGCCAACGAAAAAAGUGCAAACUUUCACGAUGUUACACAGGAGAACAUCCUGCUCUUUAUCUUCAGAAAUGGAGACGUCCUCAUCAGCAUGAGGUUGUCAGUGACCUUGUCUUGUCCACUGGACCUGACCCUCUUCCCUAUGGACACCCAGAGAUGCAAAAUGCAGCUUGAGAGCUUUGGCUACACCACAGAUGACCUUCAGUUCAUGUGGCAGUCUGGGGACCCCGUACAGAUGGAAGAAAUCGCUCUGCCCCAGUUUGAUAUUAAGCAAGAGGACAUUGAAUAUGGCAACUGCACCAAGUUCUAUGCAGGGACAGGUUACUACACGUGUGUGGAGGUGAUCUUUACUCUGAGGAGGCAGGUUGGCUUCUACAUGAUGGGUGUGUAUGCUCCCACCCUGCUUAUCGUUGUUCUCUCCUGGCUCUCCUUUUGGAUCAACCCUGACGCCAGCGCUGCUCGUGUGCCUCUGGGGAUCCUGUCAGUGCUCUCUCUCUCUUCUGAGUGCACAUCUCUGGCCUCUGAACUGCCUAAAGUCUCAUAUGUAAAGGCCAUUGACAUCUGGCUGAUUGCCUGCCUGCUCUUUGGCUUUGCCUCUCUGGUUGAAUAUGCUGUGGUUCAGGUGAUGCUUAACAGUCCUAAACGCCUGGAGGCGGAGAGGGCAAAGAUUGCCAGCAAGGAGAAGGCGGAGGGAAAGACCCCUGCCAAGAACACCAUCAAUGGCAUGGGAAGCACCCCGAUACAUGUCAGUACACUUCAGGUGACAGAGACAAGGUGCAAAAAGGUAUGCACCUCCAAGUCGGAUUUGCGCUCCAAUGACUUCAGCAUUGUAGGCUCUCUCCCACGGGACUUUGAACUCUCAAACUUUGACUGCUACGGGAAACCCAUUGAAGUCGGCUCUGCUUUCGGCAAAUUGCAAGCCAAGAACAACAAGAAACCACCACCUCCUAAACCUGUCAUCCCCUCAGCAGCCAAACGCGUUGAUCUGUAUGCCCGUGCACUCUUCCCUUUCUCCUUCCUUUUCUUUAAUGUCAUUUACUGGUCUGUGUAUUUGUGAUUGUGUAAAAUGUAGCCUGCUGAUCUUCAACUAACCUUUCCUACCUUUAUCUUGUCUCUGUCUCUACAAUUUGUACCGUACCUCAGGCAUCACACAUUACAGUUCCAUAACCACUGAUUUAAAGACUAAAGAGAGAAGCUAUUGGGAGCUUUUGUAAUGGUGAACAAAAGCAACUUUUUUGUAAAUGGGAAGGGCGAAGGCAUUGCUUGAAACAUCGCUCAACAAGAUUUACUUGUUUUCAGCUUUGAUAUUUAAUUUAUUCUCAAAAUUAAAAGAUUAUUAAAAGAAAUUAUUAUCUUGCAUGUGGAAAUGGAAUAUAUCCAUAUUAAUAUAUUGUAUUUAAAAUAUAUAUAAUAUUAUUUUUGACUUACUGAUCAGCUGUAAAGAUGGUGAUACAUUUGUACUGACAAACACUGCCAUAAGUCUAUUAAUGAUGUUCCUAUUACAAGCAUUCCAAUUACAAGCAAGUGCAUAAAGCAGAGAAAACAAUAUCUCCUGUGCUUGUGAAAACAUCCACCAAUAAAUGGCCAAAUGUCUUA
Xyrauchen texanus (razorback sucker) is the source of this 2310-nucleotide messenger RNA. RefSeq names its product glycine receptor subunit beta-like. The record is from RefSeq and is a predicted model, not a curated record. Gene Ontology annotation, cellular component: synapse; neuron projection; postsynaptic membrane. The transcript is spliced from 10 exons. Gene Ontology annotation, molecular function: neurotransmitter receptor activity; extracellularly glycine-gated chloride channel activity; transmembrane signaling receptor activity. Lineage: Eukaryota; Metazoa; Chordata; Actinopteri; Cypriniformes; Catostomidae. Gene Ontology annotation, biological process: nervous system process; signal transduction; chemical synaptic transmission. The coding region runs from base 281 to 1771 and encodes 496 amino acids.